AUGAGUGCGCUCGUCUUCGUCGUUGCUCCGCUCGAGGCUAUUGCUGCCUCCAAGGAGGCUCAACGCAACAAACAAUUGGGCGAGCUGGCCACAAAGGCCCUUCAGGCCCUCAAGGAUGCCGGUUCCGACCUACCAGACCCCAAUGUCGUCUUCGCCCCUCUGCAGCUGGCGACAAAGUCUGGCAGCAGCACCUUGAUAAAUGCAGCCCUCGACUGCAUCCAGAAGCUCAUCUCAUCGGCAUACUUUUCACCCGAUGCCACCUCAAGCGGCAGCGCUCAGCAAGAUGGCGCCGAGCAGGCGCCCAUGAUCGAUAGAGCCAUCGACACCAUUUGCGAUUGUUUUCAAGGAGAGACCACACCUGUCGAUGUUCAGCGCCAUAUAAUACAAGCCCUGCUUGCCGCCGUCCUGAGCGACAAGAUCGUCGUCCACGGUGCGGGUCUUCUCAAGGCUGUUCGCCAGGUCUACAAUGUCUUCCUGCUUUCUCGCAGCACGGAGAACCAGCAGGCAGCGCAGGGUACCCUCACCCAAAUGGUUGGCAUGGUGUUUGAGCGUGUCAAGUCCAGAUUGCACAUGAAAGAGGCUCGGCUGGGCCUGAGCAAGCUUAAGCAUAGCUCCGGUAACCUUGCUGAAGAGCAGACUGAGUAUCGGCAACCCGGUGGCCCAUCAGCCCCCAACGAUGCCGAUGCCGACGCCGACAACGUUGGUGGGCUGGAUGAUGAAAGCGCAGCACCCGAAACUGUUUCGCCCGAUACAGCCCCUUCAGAAUCGAAUCCAGACAGCGAGGUGCACACUGGCGCGAAGUUGACACUCAAGGACCUGGAGCACCGCAAGAGCUUCGACGACUCCAAUCUCGGCGACGGGCCUACGAUGGUCACUCAACUCCGAACCAACGACAAGGCUGAUACCUCAGGGGCCUCGCCUCAGACACAGGGUGACGCCGGGCCGGACGACUCGCCCGAGGCGCUGGACGCCGAAGAUGAGGUCUACAUAAGGGAUGCAUAUCUUGUCUUCCGCUCCUUCUGCAACCUGUCUACCAAGGUUCUGCCACCAGACCAGCUCUACGACUUGCGCGGGCAGCCCAUGCGCUCCAAGCUCAUCUCUCUACACCUGAUCCGGACGCUGCUCAACAACAACAUCCUCGUUUUCACUUCACCACUCUGCACUAUUACCAAUACCAAGAAUAAUGAGCAGACAAGUUUCCUGCAAGCCAUCAAGUUUUACCUAUGCUUGAGCAUCACGAGAAAUGGUGCCAGCUCAGUGGACAAGGUCUUCGAAGUUACCUGUGAGAUAUUUUGGCUCAUGCUGAAAUUCAUGCGGGCGCCUUUCAAGAAAGAGAUAGAGGUCUUUCUCAACGAGAUCUACUUGGCGUUGCUGGCAAGGCGCACAGCGCCUAUCUCCCAGAAGCUGUAUUUCGUUGCUAUCCUUGGACGAUUUGCCGGAGAUCCGCGAGCCCUGGUCGAGACAUAUUUGAAUUAUGAUUGUGAUGGCCAUGUGGAUAACAUCUUCCAGACUGUCAUCGAGGAUCUCGCCAAGCUCGCCAGUGUUGGUGUACCGGUCUCGUCUGCACAGGAACAACUGUACGAAAAAAGUACAGCAAGUGCAGGCGCGUCCAUUGAGUGGCAGCUCAAGGGCGUGCUUCCGCCGCCCUUGAAUGUGAGAGACAUCGUGCCACCACCAGAGCUCGAGCCUGAGGUGCCAAAGGAAUACGCCCUCAAACGAAGUGCUCUUGAAUCAUUAGUGGAAGCCUUGCGAUCUCUGGUCAAUUGGUCUUCCGCAGGCCGUGCGGAUGUCAAUGGUGCUGCGGCUGAAGGAGAUGCUCGUGCUUCAAUGGAGGACAUUCGGGAAUCCAUUGACCCAUCGGGCGCUGACACCACGACACGAGAAACGCCUGUCGGUCCCUCGACGCCAAUGGCUGAGGAUGACCCGGAACAGCUGGAGAAGGAGAAGGCCCGGAAAACUGCCUUGGCGAAUGCGAUCCGGCAUUUCAAUUUCAAGCCAAAGAAGGGCAUGAAAAUCUUGAUUCAAGAAGGCUUCAUCCCGAGCGACAGCCCAGAAGACAUCGCAAAGUUUCUGAGACGCGAUGAUCGUCUUGAUAAGUCACAAAUCGGAGAAUUUCUUGGCGAAGGCGACACGAAGAACAUUGAAAUAAUGCACGCCUUUGUUGAUACGAUGGACUUCGCGAAGCAAAGAUUCGUCGAUGCGCUUCGCGGAUUCCUCCAGUCGUUUCGUCUGCCGGGCGAGGCACAAAAGAUUGAUCGAUUCAUGCUCAAGUUUGCCAAUCGCUAUGUAACGGGCAACCCGAAUGCCUACGCCAACGCCGAUACUGCUUACGUUCUUGCGUACUCCGUCAUCCUCCUCAACACAGAUCUCCACAGCGCCAAGAUGAAGGACAAGCGCAUGACAAAGGAUGACUUCAUCAAGAACAACCGGGGCAUCAACGACGGUGCUGAUUUGCCGCCGGAUUAUCUGAUCGCCAUCUACGACGAAAUUGCCAGCAAUGAGAUCGUGCUGAAGAGCGAGCGCGAUCUUGCGGCUGCUGCUGGUAUUUUGAACGCGUCUCAAUCUACUGGCUUUGCUGCGGGCCUCGGACAGGCACUGUCCAACGUCGGUAGGGAUCUUCAACGAGAAGCCUAUGUUCAGCAAUCGGAAGAGAUAUCUUUGCGCUCCGAGCAAUUAUUCAAAACCCUUUUCAAGAACCAGCGCAAGAACGCCGCCAAAUCUGGCAUCCGCUUCAUUCCAGCAACCUCCUCAAGACACGUCGGGGCUAUGUUUGACGUGGCUUGGAUGUCAAUUUUCUCGGCUUUGUCGAGUCAGAUACAAAAAGCACAAAACCUAGAGGUGAACAAGCUCUGUCUCGAAGGCAUGAAGCACGCUAUCAAGAUCGCUUGCAUGUUUGAGCUGUCUACUCCACGGGAAGCUUUCAUGACCGCCCUGAAAAACGCAGCCAAUCUCAACAACCCGCAAGAAAUUCUCGCGAAAAAUGUCGAAGCGCUCAGAGUUUUGCUCGAAUUGGGACAAACUGAGGGCAACUAUUUGCGGGAUUCCUGGAAAGAUAUACUGAUGUGUAUCAGUCAGCUAGACCGGCUGCAACUCAUCACUGGCGGUGUGGACGAGGGCUCGAUCCCCGACGUCUCGAAGGCUCGAUUCAUUCCUCUUGAGAGAACCAACACCAGUGACUCGCGCAAGUCGACUGCAUCAUCACGUCGUACCACUGCUGGUACUAGAGGGUUUUCUAUGGAAAUUGCGCUUGAAAGCAGGUCUGACGAGAUGAUCAAAAGCGUCGAUCGCAUCUUCAGCAAUACUGCUAAUCUUAGCGGUGAGGCAAUUGUCCACUUUGCCAAAGCCCUCACUGAGGUCAGCUGGGACGAGAUCAAAGUUUCAGGGAGCAAUGACUCCCCAAGAACGUACAGUUUGCAAAAGAUCGUCGAGAUCAGUUACUACAACAUGACUCGUGUGCGCUUCGAGUGGGCCAACAUCUGGGCCGUCCUGGGUGAGCACUUCAACAAGGUUGGGUGCCAUGUAAACACAGCAAUCGUCUUCUUCGCCCUUGAUUCCCUCCGACAACUCUCGAUGAGGUUCAUGGAGAUCGAGGAACUUCCCGGGUUCAAAUUCCAGAAGGACUUCCUCAAGCCAUUUGAGCAUGUCAUGGCAAACUCCACGAAUAUCACAGUGAAGGAUAUGGCUUUGCGAUGCCUCAUCCAGAUGAUCCAGGCUCGUGGCGAGAACAUCCGAUCCGGCUGGAGAACAAUGUUCGGUGUGUUCACGGUCGCGGCGCGGGAUCCGAACGAGGCUAUUGUGAAUCUAGCGUAUGAGAAUGUCAAUCUCGUCUACAAGACGCGUUUUGGCGUUGUUAUCUCACAAGGCGCGUUCACGGAUCUGAUUGUGUGUCUUACAGAGUUCUCCAAGAACAUCAGAUUUCAAAAGAAGAGCCUGCAGGCAAUGGAAACGCUCAAGUCCAUCAUACCUCGCAUGCUGAAGACACCAGAGUGUCCACUUUCCCACAAGAAGGACGCGCUUUCGGCAGACGCAACGAAUGCGACAAAUUCUGCUGAUGUGCUUUCCAGAAAGAAAGCAGGAACAUCUGUCGAAGAAGGCUACUGGUUCCCGAUUCUGUUCGCGUUCCAUGAUGUCCUCAUGACGGGCGAAGACCUUGAGGUGCGCUCGAAUGCGCUCAACUAUUUCUUUGAAGCGCUCUUGCGGUACGGCGGAGACUUUCCGCCAGAGUUCUGGGACAUACUAUGGAGGCAGCAGCUUUAUCCCAUCUUCAUGGUCCUGCGGUCACGACCAGAGAUGACCAAUGCCCUCAAUCAUGAGGAGCUGUCCGUGUGGUUGUCAACCACGAUGAUCCAGGCUCUGCGCAACAUGAUCGUUCUGUUCACGCACUAUUUUGACGCCCUGGAGUACAUGCUCGAUCGAUUCCUGGAGCUUCUUGCGCUCUGUAUCUGCCAGGAGAAUGAUACGAUCGCGAGAAUAGGCAGCAAUUGUUUGCAGCAACUGAUCCUGCAGAACGUGACCAAGUUCAACGAGUCUCACUGGGCCAAGAUUGUUGGCGCUUUCUGUGAACUCUACGAGAGGACUACGGCAUACCAACUGUUUUCGGCCGCGACCACCAACGCUGCACCUGCGGCUCUGUCACCGCCUCCCAAUGGUCUUGGGUUUGACUUGCCAACAUCGCCCACCCAUGAAACAGUCCCUGACGAGAAAUCCGGUUCCGUAAACGGUGCUGGUGCAGCAGAGCCUACAGAUCCUUCACCAGCGGGUGCAGUACCCUCGACAAGCCCAGCCCUACACAUUGAGGCUUCCGGUCAAGCAAUAGCUCAACAGCAGCUAGAGGAUUACAGACCGGCUUCUUCUUUGCAGCAGCAACCGAUCGUCGUGACAGCUGCACGAAGACGUUUCUUCAAUCGCAUCAUUUCUCGGUGUGUGCUGCAGCUGCUUAUGAUCGAGACUGUGAAUGAGCUAUUUUCGAACGACACAGUCUACGACCAAAUCCCUUCCACCGAACUGCUGCGCCUGAUGGCUCUUCUGAAGAAGUCGUUCCUCUUUGCCCGUCGUUUCAACAAUGACAAAGAGCUAAGAAUGCGUCUAUGGCGUGAAGGCUUCAUGAAACAACCACCGAACCUUCUCAAGCAGGAAAGCGGUGCCGCAGCGACAUACAUCCAAAUCCUCUUCCGCAUGUUCGCAGACACAUCGCCGUCUCGGGCCGACAGUCGUCCUGAGGUGGAGAAAGCUUUGAUUCCACUGUGCAAGGAUGUCAUCAAGGGAUACAUCGCCUUGGAGGAGGAAUCUCAACAACGCAAUAUUGUCGCAUGGCGGCCUGUGGUCGUAGAUGUUUUGGAGGGCUAUACGACAUGGCCCGACAAGGAGUUUGCGGAGCAUGUCAGGGCGUUCUACCCGCUCGUAGUAGAAUUGCUCGGAAAAGAGGUUAGCCCUGAGCUGAGAGCCGCCCUUCUAAGUGUUCUUAGACGUGUCGGAGAGGUUGGUCUUGGCAUCGAAGGCAUGAGCCAGCGUCGUCGAGACAGCAUAAUCAGUAACACAACCACCGAACAACCUCUCCCAGUCGCAGCGGCUGGCAGUACGGACGGCGAGGAGGCAGGCGAAGUAGGCACUGUCAUGCCGGACAGUACAGUCUGA
Molecule: messenger RNA, 5634 nt
Organism: Microdochium trichocladiopsis
Lineage: Eukaryota; Fungi; Ascomycota; Sordariomycetes; Xylariales; Microdochiaceae
Exons: 2
Coding region: 1-5634 (1877 amino acids)
Biological process (GO): regulation of ARF protein signal transduction
Molecular function (GO): guanyl-nucleotide exchange factor activity
Source: RefSeq, a predicted model, not a curated record